AUGCCGGGUACCGUUGUUUGCGCGAGCGGGUACUUUGACCCAAUCCAUCCUGGACAUAUCGAAUACCUAGAACAGUCCAAAGCCUUGGGGGAUAAACUAUACGUCAUCAUCAAUUCGGACAAACAAGCGACGAUGAAGAAGGGGAAGCCAUUCAUGAAGUGCGCUGAUCGACUGAAGAUCGUGCGGAGCUUGGCGUUAUGAGUGCUUUUGUUUUGGUUUUUUGCAAUAUAAAAUUCAGGACUAUACUAACUUUUAUGACUCGUCAAGACCUGACAAAGACCCACUACUUUUCCACUCUUCUAAUGCAAUGCGUAGACGCUGCCAUCGAAGCCUGUGACGACGACCGCUCUGUCUGUGCCACUUUGAGGAUCAUAAAACCCGAUAUCUUCACCAACGGAGGCGAUCAGAAGAAUGAGGGUAGUGUGAUGGAAUCAAUGUUAAGCUUUUAAAAUAAUACGAAAGUAGAAGAUUAUGAACAAAUCGAAUAUCCUCCUAGUUUUUUGUUCUAAAGAACACAUCAUCUGAUCCAAAAUUCAGGUGUGCCAGAAGCGACUGUGUGCAAUGAGUUGGGGAUAAAGAUGGUGGACGCACUUGGAGACAAAAUUAAUAGUAGUAGUUGGCUUAUCGCUAAUAACAAGGGAGAGGAAGCGAAGGUGAAAGCUGAUCCGAAUGAAUAGAUUUGGAUUCCUUCGUCGAAUUCGUUUCUUAUUGGAGAAGAUCAAGACGUCUAGAAGUUCUUGCGUGUCUGAUGAGUGGAUUUUGAUCCACUGUUCAAAAAUGCCUCUUAAUGCUUCAUACGUAGUUUAUUCCAGCUGAACACACCCUCUAAAAUGUUUCUGUUGUACACAACAAUACGUGCCAACGAGGCUUCUAGCGCGGUUUUGGACCUCUACCCACCCUCCAAGAAGCAAGCAAAGCCCUGAUUUUUUCCUGUCAAAAUGCUAAUUUCUAGGAUGAAAAACUUCUACUUCAUAUCCGCCUCCCACCCCAGUGCGCAAAGGUUCGCCACCCUAGACGUUAUCAAAAACUACUGUGAAACGUGUACACCAACAGUUCGUCGUGAGUUGUAGAAGGCCCGACUGAGUCUGUGAUGAAACGACAAGGAACUGUUCG
Molecule: messenger RNA, 1113 nt
Organism: Amoebophrya sp. A25
Lineage: Eukaryota; Dinophyceae; Syndiniales; Amoebophryaceae
Source: the annotation of a GenBank genome assembly